CGAGCGGACACCACAGGCCAGCGGUUCGAAGAGAAAGGUUUUGCUCUACCCCAACGCGGCACCCUCGGUCAAGUCGACUUUCUUCGUGUGAUCUCACAGACCGACGACGCGAUGAAGGCAGCGCUGGUCCUCGCGGUCAGCUUGGCCGCCCUGGCCCUCGUGUCGUGCGCCGACGAGCCGGAGACCGCUUCCACCGAGGCACCGGCUGCGCCCAGCACUGAACAGCCGGUCGCCGAGCCGGCUGUCGACGACAAAGAUAAGAAGACCGAAGGCAAGGAGAAGGUUGAGGGUCGCGGUGGCAUCUUUGGAGCUGGGUUUGGCGGCUACGGACCUGGCGUAGGCAUUGGAUACGGCGGCCUCGGCUACGGCGCUGGUCUUGGCUACGGCGGUUACGGCUAUCCUGGUGUCGGCUAUGGAGGCCUCGGCUACGGCGGUGGUCUUGGCUACGGUGGUCUCGGCUACGCACCAGGAUACGGCGUGGGCUACGGAAGUCUUGGCUACGGACGCCUCGGCUAUGGAGGUCCCGGCUACGGCGGUCUGGGUUACGGUGGGCUCGGCUACGGUGGUCUCGGCUACGGCGGAGUCGGCUAUGGGGGUCUGGGCUAUGGUGGCCUCGGUUACGGUGGUGCUGGCUACGGUGGUUACGGAGGCAGAUACUACGGCGCCGGCCGCGGUUACGGCCAGGGUGGCUUCAACUACGGCGGCGGCGAGGCCCAGAAGCGCGUGUACGGCCACACUUCUACCUACGGUCAGACGUCCACUUACGGACUGCAGGCAAACGCCGGCAGCGCGUAUGGUGCGGGACACCAGGCUGGCGGAGCUGGCUACGAGAAGUCGGCCCAAGAAGGAGGAGCGGUCGGCGGACAGUACGGCGGCCAACACGUCGCAGGCGUCGGAGGCCUCGUUGUCUGAAACCCACCACCCGCAUAGAUAGUAGCUUGCCUCAUCCUGCUCCUACCGGGUCUGCGACGGACAAAGAGGAGCUGGAUUCUUCACCAACACUGCCUGUCAGCGGACUUCAAUCAUCUUUUUAAAACAAACUCGCUUCGAAAUGAAAUUUGGGCAUAUCACGAAAGAUAACGCGUCACAAGAGGCCGGUCCAUCUUUGGUGGUCGCAUGAAGGACCUUGUCCGACGGUGAAUACUCUUGUUUGAAUAAAUGUUCCUGUUUUCCAUAA
This is a messenger RNA of Dermacentor andersoni, 1177 nucleotides long. RefSeq lists its product as uncharacterized. Lineage: Eukaryota; Metazoa; Arthropoda; Arachnida; Ixodida; Ixodidae. The record is from RefSeq and is a predicted model, not a curated record.